AUGUCGGAAAAAGAUAAAGCUAAAGUAAAUGCACAAAUGAAACACCUUCCCAAAGAUGCCCAAGUUAUCAUGUCUAUCAUGAAAGAGGUUGGUAUCACAGAAUAUGAACCCAGAGUUGUAAAUCAACUCCUAGAAUUCACAUAUCGAUAUGUAACUUCAGUUUUGGACGACGCAAGAGUUUUUGCUAAUCAUUCAAAAAAGAAAACUAUUGACUUAGAUGAUGUUAGAUUGGCGGUUCAGAUGCAGUUGGAUAAGUCAUUUACAAGUCCACCUCCCAGAGAAGUCUUACUGGAGCUUGCUAGAGUCAAAAAUGUGAAUCCAUUGCCACUAAUAAAACCACACUGUGGCCUGCGGCUUCCCCCAGAUCGCUACUGUUUAUCAUCAUGCAAUUACCGAUUAAAACAAGUAACAAAGAAAGUUAUAGCAAAACCAUCGGUACCAACAACACCUACCAUUAAAACAGUAACAAGUUCGAAACCUGGUGGCCAGAAUGUUGUUGUGAAGAGGCCUCCUGGAGCUAUUGUAAAUGUUUCAUCUAAACAUAAUGUAGCUCCUAAGCCAGUUUUUAAAUUCACUUCUAAUAGUAAGGUGGUAGCAAAACCAGCAGUAAGAGUGACUGCAGGACCUUCUUCUCAAGGUCCUGUAAAGAUGGAGUUAGAUGAAGUUUCACAGAAAAGGAAACGUGAUGAUGAUGAUUAUGAUAUG
Molecule: messenger RNA, 705 nt
Organism: Brenthis ino (lesser marbled fritillary)
Lineage: Eukaryota; Metazoa; Arthropoda; Insecta; Lepidoptera; Nymphalidae
Source: the annotation of a GenBank genome assembly